Messenger RNA from Moneuplotes crassus, 948 nucleotides. The record is from the annotation of a GenBank genome assembly. Lineage: Eukaryota; Ciliophora; Spirotrichea; Euplotida; Euplotidae.
AUGUCUGAAGCUGAAGGAGAUGUUGAAGAGCCAAAGAAUCUCUUGACUCAGGAGAUGAUAAAUGAAAAUCUAUCACAAGUCGAUGUCAUAUCUGAUGGUUCUACUUGCGCAUUCACAACUCUUGUUGUUGAAGAAAAAGAAAUUGAAGUUCUAGGAGAUGCAAUUAAAAAUUAUAUUCAUUUGAGAAAUAUCAAUAUUAGCAAAAAUCAACUUACAGGAGUUAAUGAGCUUCUAUCUUUGCCAAAUAUCCUGACUCUUACUGCUAUUGAGAACCAGAUUGAGGAUAUUUCUUUCCUGAGUCAGGACCAGCACAACUUUUUGCAAGUUUUAAAUCUGUCUCAGAAUAAAAUUAAAAGUCUUCCUCCAAUUCCUUGUCCAAUGAUAAGACAUAUCAUUCUCAAUGAAAAUGAGAUAGAGUCUUGAGCCGAGUUCACAGGACAUCCAAACCUUGAAAUUCUUGAAUUAAGGAAGAACAAGCUAGGAAAUUGUGAUGGACUCGGAAAUAUGCCAAAGCUCAAGGAACUGUACCUAGCAGAGAACCCUCUUGUCAGUGUAGGGCAGCUCCAUACCCUUCCAAACUUGACCAAACUUCACCUCAGAGCUACAGAGAUUGAGAAAUUUGAAUCAUUUCCAAAUCUUCCAGAACUAGAAUACCUAAAUCUCAGAGAGACCAAGAUUGAGAAGUUAGAGGAUGCUAAACAACUAGAAAUCCUAGAGAACCUGUCUACAGUCAACUUCUUAGGAACUCCACUUGGAGAUGAACUUGCUGAUGGAAUCAAGAAAGAGUUCAUCCUAGUGUUCCCUGACCUUUACCUAGAAAAGGUCAAUAAAGAAGUGAUCACUGAUGAAGAUCACAAAGAGGCCGAAGAACUUAAAGCAGAAAGAAAGGCUGAGGAAGAAGAAAAGAGAAGACAAGCUGAAGCUGAAGGAGAGGAAAAGAACGAAUAG